This is a messenger RNA of Brachypodium distachyon (stiff brome), 1675 nucleotides long. Its product is annotated as enolase 1. The record is from RefSeq and is a predicted model, not a curated record. The transcript is spliced from 17 exons. The coding region runs from base 121 to 1464 and encodes 447 amino acids. Gene Ontology annotation, cellular component: phosphopyruvate hydratase complex. Gene Ontology annotation, biological process: glycolytic process. NCBI's taxonomy places the organism in Eukaryota, Viridiplantae, Streptophyta, Magnoliopsida, Poales, Poaceae. Gene Ontology annotation, molecular function: phosphopyruvate hydratase activity; magnesium ion binding.
GCUCCGAUCCACCUCAGUUCAAAGUGCAAAUUGACGAAGCGAAGCAAACACGAGGAGCUCUUCUUCCACCCUCACGCACGCCGAGGUUUGCUUGACGAGACAAAGGAGACCAAGAGAUCCAUGGCGGCGGUGACGAUCCAGUCCGUGAAGGCGCGGCAGAUCUUCGACAGCCGCGGCAACCCCACCGUCGAGGUGGAUGUGGGGCUCAGCGACGGGAGCUUCGCGAGGGGCGCCGUUCCCAGCGGCGCUUCCACUGGAAUAUACGAGGCCCUGGAGUUAAGAGAUGGAGGAUCUGAUUAUCUCGGCAAAGGUGUUCUUAAGGCCGUGAACAAUGUAAAUGCUAUUAUUGGACCAGCGCUGAUUGGAAAGGACCCAACUGAACAGGUUGACAUUGAUAACUUCAUGGUCCAACAGCUUGAUGGAACCUCCAACGAUUGGGGUUGGUGCAAACAAAAGCUUGGUGCAAACGCGAUUCUCGCAGUGUCACUUGCAGUGUGCAAGGCUGGAGCCAUGGUGAAGAAAAUUCCUCUCUACCAGCAUAUUGCAAAUCUUGCCGGGAACAAGACCCUCGUGCUGCCUGUGCCUGCCUUUAAUGUGAUCAAUGGCGGUUCUCACGCUGGUAACAAACUUGCCAUGCAGGAGUUCAUGAUCCUCCCAACUGGCGCCUCCUCUUUCAAGGAGGCCAUGAAGAUGGGAGUUGAGGUGUACCACCACCUGAAGAGCAUAAUCAAGAAGAAGUAUGGUCAAGAUGCCACAAACGUUGGGGAUGAAGGUGGCUUUGCACCUAACAUUCAGGAAAACAAAGAGGGCCUCGAACUAUUGAAGACAGCUAUAGCCAAGGCAGGCUACACUGGAAAAGUGGUUAUCGGAAUGGAUGUUGCUGCCUCUGAAUUUUACAGUGAGAAGGAUCAGACUUAUGAUCUUAAUUUCAAGGAGGAGAACAACGACGGUUCACACAAAAUUUCAGGCGACAGCCUGAAAGACAUGUACAAAUCCUUUGUUUCCGAUUACCCUAUUGUGUCGAUCGAAGACCCAUUCGACCAGGAUGACUGGGCCACCUACGCCAAAAUGACCGCUGAGAUCGGACAGCAAGUGCAGAUUGUAGGCGAUGACCUUCUUGUCACUAACCCCACGAGGGUAUCCAAGGCUAUCAAUGAGAAGACCUGCAAUGCUCUUCUCUUGAAGGUGAAUCAGAUUGGCUCAGUGACAGAGAGCAUUGAAGCUGUGAGCAUGUCCAAGCGUGCAGGGUGGGGAGUGAUGGCAAGCCACAGGAGUGGUGAGACAGAGGACACCUUCAUUGCUGACCUCUCCGUCGGUCUGGCCACGGGUCAGAUCAAGACAGGAGCUCCAUGCCGGUCUGAGCGUCUGGCCAAGUACAACCAGCUGCUGAGGAUCGAAGAAGAGCUCGGCGACGCGGCAGUCUACGCCGGAGCAAACUUCAGGGCGCCGGUGGAGCCAUACUGAAAAACCCUACACCGUGUGGGAUCUGGAGCAAGAGAUGAACCGUGCGUGUGUCAGUUUGUUACCUCUUGAUUUUGUUCAGAGCCUGCUCAAUGCCAGGCCGAAUAAGAGUAGUGUUAGCUGUGGUUACUCAUACGGUUUUGACGCUAGCCAUGGCUUGUGGUUUUGUCCUUCAGUGUGCACUCAAAUAAAGCAGUUUCAGUUAUCUUCUGAA